AUGGGACCUAUAACGACGCCUCCAACCGCAGUCUGGCAUACUCGUGGCAUAGACUACAAGACGGACCAGUUGACAGAAACUCUUUCCUGGCGCUGCCCGCGUGCAAGAUACUCUGGUCACUUUUGGCAAGAGAUAGCGGUGCUGCGAUAUGCUCGUCUUUGUGCGCCUCGGUCAUACCAACAUAUCCCGCUCUUCCCUGAUCACAAUGACGCUGAAGACCAACGAGCUGCAUACAAGGUAUAUAAAGGCCCUGCGGCAACAUCUGCGGUCGCAAGCUGUGGGCGGUGCAAGACGAUUCUUGAAGAACGUGCAAGACGGCGGGCGAAGGCGCCCUCGGAGCGUGGUGGUCUGUAUCGUUACUGGUAG
This is a messenger RNA of Peniophora sp. CBMAI 1063, 366 nucleotides long. NCBI's taxonomy places the organism in Eukaryota, Fungi, Basidiomycota, Agaricomycetes, Russulales, Peniophoraceae. The record is from the annotation of a GenBank genome assembly.